Molecule: messenger RNA, 2869 nt
Organism: Choloepus didactylus (southern two-toed sloth)
Lineage: Eukaryota; Metazoa; Chordata; Mammalia; Pilosa; Megalonychidae
Gene: GCH1
Product: GTP cyclohydrolase 1
Exons: 6
Coding region: 139-888 (249 amino acids)
Biological process (GO): tetrahydrofolate biosynthetic process; tetrahydrobiopterin biosynthetic process
Cellular component (GO): cytoplasm
Molecular function (GO): GTP binding; GTP cyclohydrolase I activity; zinc ion binding
Source: RefSeq, a predicted model, not a curated record
GCUGGGUUUGUUUCUCAGGCUGGUCGCUUCUCUUCCUCAGGUGACUGCGCCGCAGCCUACUGCUCGCAGCCACCGGCGAAGUUCAGUUGCAGCCCCUGAAGCGCCCCAGCGUCCCUCCUGGGCAGCAGCGGCCGGUCCAUGGAGAAGGACCCGGUGCGGGCGCCGGCGAAGCCGCGGGGCUCCAGGUGCAGUAAUGGGUUCCCCGAGCGGGAGCCGCCGCGGCCCGGGCCCAGCCGGUCAACCGAGAAGCCCGCGCGGCCGGGGUCCAAGAGCGCCCAGCCCGCAGACGGCUGGAAGGGCCAGCGGCCCCGCAGCGAGGAGGAUAACGAGCUGAACCUCCCCAACCUGACGGCCGCCUACUCGUCUAUCCUGCGCUCAUUGGGUGAGGACCCCGAGCGGCAGGGGCUGCUCAAGACGCCCUGGAGGGCGGCCAAGGCCAUGCAGUUCUUCACCAAGGGCUACCAGGAAACCAUUUCAGAUAUCCUAAAUGAUGCUAUAUUUGAUGAAGAUCAUGAUGAGAUGGUGAUUGUGAAGGACAUAGAUAUGUUUUCCAUGUGUGAACAUCAUCUAGUUCCAUUUGUUGGAAAGGUCCAUAUUGGUUAUCUUCCUAACAAGCAAGUCCUUGGCCUCAGCAAGCUUGCAAGAAUUGUAGAAAUCUACAGUAGAAGAUUACAAGUUCAAGAGCGCCUUACAAAACAAAUUGCCGUAGCAAUCACAGAAGCCUUGACACCUGCUGGAGUUGGGGUAGUGGUUGAAGCAACACAUAUGUGUAUGGUAAUGCGAGGGGUACAGAAAAUGAACAGCAAAACUGUGACCAGCACGAUGUUGGGUGUGUUCCGGGAAGAUCCAAAGACUCGGGAGGAGUUUCUAACUCUCAUUAGGAGCUGAACUGUGGUGCCUGCUGUGUGGUUUGCACAUCAUACUGCCAGUAGCAUUGUUUGGUCUUAAUUGUUUGUACAUUCUAUUUUUCAAUUGUUACAGAUGUGAACUUUACUCCUGGUCACUAAUUGUGCUUAAAUUAUUUAUAGCAAGCCAAAAUAAAAAUAAUUUAUAAAGGGGUGAACCCUCUACUUUAUUCUUGCCACCUUUUAGUGGUGACAUUAAAGUGAACUGCCAAUAGUGUAAGUUGUAUACACAAAAUCACUGCCAUUCAAAUACCUGAGAGUGCUGGGAAGAGAGAAGAAUUAAUGUAUUUUGUUGAAAUUGUAUGGCAUUUGGACUCAGCAUAGGAGUGCUGGGAAUGGGAGAGAACUAUGGUCAAUACAAUUUUUUCCUCCCCAAACAAAAAUGGUAUAGUGCUGAAAGUACUUAAAUCAACUUAUGUACAGUGUGAAACUUUGCUCUGCAAAUUCAAAGUCUAAUAGGUUCCAUUUUAGUCACGUUUAAACCAACAGUGACAGUUUAUUUUUUACAUAUUUAUUUUUUAAAUACCAAGUCAUAAUGUUAGUCACUAAUGGGAAGUGGUGGGGUGUCUGUGCUUUGGAUUUUACUGUGAGUUUAAAAAGCACAUUUCUACCUUCUAUUAUUUUAAAUUUCAAAUACAGGAAAUUAGUUUCUGGAGUUGGUUACAAGUUUAUUCUCAUGUCAACAUGCAGGGAUUUAGACAUUUAACUCUCUGUGCCUUGAUGAGAAUAUCAUACCUUUUGAGUGUAGACCCUUUGCCUUUUAAAAAAGCCAUUAUUUUAUAAGACUUAGUAGGGACACUGCAAUUAACUAGUCCUCACAGUUUUACUUUUUGAGGUUUCCUGGGAACUUACUAUGUAUGUUCCAUAUACAUGCCUCAAAACUUUUUUUCUUUUGGUCUUAUCAAGUAUUUUUCCAGAAAAUUUUGGGAGUGUGCAUCAUUUUCAGGUCUGAGAACCAUCACUUCCAUGAACACGAGAGAAUGAAGAAUGAAAUGACUGUGACUGCCUUGUGAGCUAUGUCCAGUGUGCUAAUGAAAUCUGUGUUGUUGAUGUCUGUGAAAAAAUGCACCAGGAAAUCUUCAGCUAGUUUUCCAUGUGCUCCAUGUGGGAUUUGUUUUCAAUGUAGUUCUGUACAGGUGGUAUAGGUAUUUUAGUCCAGGAAGCUGUUGCCUUAUCAAUAAUUAUCUUAAAAUUUCCUUCACUGGGGCAGUGUGGGCCAAAUUAAAACAGAACAACCCCUCACCCCCAUGCAGUUAUUUCAUGUAGAAGUUUUCAUAUUUGUUUGACAUCAUGGUCUUCAAAUAUUUCCCAUCACGUUAAGAAGAACUAAAUAAUGCUUGAUUUAACUUUGAUUGUCCUAUAUAAGUCUUAUCUCUGACACUUUGCAUUAUGAUGGGAUGACAUGGCUGAGGUGUUUUUUUGUUUUAAUUCUUUCUGAUUUCUGGUAUUUCCUAGUUUUUCUGUAUUUGGAGUUUCUAAAAUAUAGUGGUUGAUUUUGAAUUCCUUUUUUAACCUAACCUGGUAUAAUCAUUAUCCUGCUUGAUAUUUAGACAUUUAGAGGUAGAAUUCUAAGCACUCAACUCAUGUUUAGUAUUCUAAAGUAAAAUCAGGUGGAACUGGAGGACCAAAGAAAUUGUUAGCUGUAGAUUCAUCUCUCUGAGAUCAUUUGUAUUCCUUUUUAACAACCCUUUGUUCUAAUAUUCCCUCAAAGUCUUUUCAUAAAGGUCUAAUAUAUCCACAGGCUGUUCUCUUACUAGUAAAUGCAAAGUAAUUGCCUUGUCUAUUUUACUGUGGUCUGUAGUACUUCAAACUUACCUUCUCAUAUUUAUGGCCUUCAGUCAAUUUGGGGGGAUUUUUAAGAAUUUGAUGCAUUUAAAUAUACUGUUCAGUUAAAUUGUUUGAAUGUUAUGUAUGUGUAUGUAUGUACCUGAAGUUGGUUCUAUUUAAAUUAUUAAAGUGUUAUG